CCUGGAAGGGUCAGCAGUAGGUAGCUGGGAGGGUAGCCUUGAGAAAUCCAACAGCACAGGUUCAAAUUCUACUUACCUUCUGUGUAACUUGGAGCAAUUUCCUUAACCUCCCUUUACAACACAGAUGGACUCACAGUACCUAUUGGCCUAAGCAAAGGUGGUGAAAGAUGACUGACAUUCUGCAAGACCCAACACAGAUGCAGGUUGACAGUGGACUCAACUCUGGGAUGUAUGCAUCAGAGAUGGGCUCAGAGACUUGGACUCUGUCUUCGAUCCUGAAGCAGCCCUGCAGAUUGAUCACAGGCCCUCUCAGCCUCAGAUCGCAUUGGUACUGUUGGAACCAUGUAGUUUCAGCAGCAGUCCUGCUGAGAUGUGAGGAUGUUACAGUCAUCAGCAGGUCAAGUGAAAGAUCUGCUUCGUACCUUGGAGCAAACUCCAAUCUCCUUGCUUUAGGUCUUGGAGACCAUCUAGUUCAACCAUGGACCACCAUCCAUGAAGGACACACCCACCCUGCAUUCUCCACACAGAAAGACACAGAGGAGGCUCCCUCCUGGGACCUCAGAUUAGGCAUAAACCACACCCAAACACCUGUUUUUACUGAGAGAUUCUUUCUUAAGGAGGGCAGAAAAGUUAAAGUGGCUGAUUUUAGAACCUAGAGUCUGCUGGACGCCUCAUCAGGCCCACUAAACAGAGAUGCCAUUGAGUAGCCAUGAGACUCGUUCUGAGAACGUUUGACUGCAAUCCCAACGCAACACCGCCAUCUCAGAGAUCUAAAAGAAGACCUUACAGGGGGUAAGAACACUUUCUAAGGAAUAGAAGCAGUGUGGCAACCUGUAAACUGUUAAAGAAAAAUAACAAGGCUGUAGCAGCUUACCACAGAAAUUAGAGACCCAUGAGUUUCAGGAAGGAGAAUUCAAAGUGCUCAUAUUACAGAAGUUCAGUGAGGUGGAAGGAAACACAUUUAAGAAGAAAAGUAAAGAAAUUUGAGGGGGAAAGUAAACAUAUUUAUCAUUAAAUAAAAUUUAAACAUUUUCCCAGAGACAAUCAUAGGCAGAAAUUGUGAAGUAUGAAAUUGUAAUUUAAUUUGUGCAGAAAUUAAUUUAUGGACUGAGUUAGAAUUUAUACAUAAUUUGAAAAAAUGAUGUAGAUAACUUGUGUCAAUAAGCUACCAUUGUGCUGUGAAUUCUACUGUAUUCACAAUAAAAUUAUGGUUCAUAUCCUGAUAACUGGGAGGUAUAGCAGAAAAUAAAAUGCAUGAGGGUAAUGAACAAAAGAAUAUAUGGAUGCUUUCAUAUCUCUAGUCAGUAUAGUGAUGGAUGAUGUCCUAGCCAAAACCAGCUAACAGAACACAGAGGCUCCAAAUAAGAAAUGAUGGGAAAAUGAACUCUGAAAAUAAUGGGACUUCUAUAGAAAGUGGUGAAGACUCACCCACCACACUUGUAGGACUACUAAUUUGAUGAAUUUAUAGGGUACAAAUUUAAACUAUAGAAAUCAGUGGUAUUCCUAUGUGCUACCAACAAAAUUGUCCAAAUAAGUCACAGGGGGUAAAAGAAAACAAAGAAAAUAACUCCAUUCAUACUAGUUUAAGAGUAUAAAUAAAAUACUUGAAAAUCAACUUAACCACAGAGGUAACAGACCCAUGUAUUGUAUACAAUAAAAUAGAGAUGGAAAAACACAGAAGACAUAAAUAAACAAAAAUAUAUCCCCGGUUUAUGGACCCCACACUGUCACUGGCUACUCUCUGAUCCUGGCAGCGGCCUUCCUCUUGCUGAGAACUCUGCUCACAGUCCCAGCAUCUGCCUCCUACGGUUAUAGUCACAACUCCCAGUAACCUAUUAAAAUCAAAACUCAAUAAGCUUGUAAUUUAUCAAACAGAUUUCUAUCUUAAGUUCUCAUUCCACAAAACAUCCACAUCCACACAAUGAACUCACAGUCAAUUGAUAAUGAUACAAACUGCCCACCUAGAUAAGACAAAUUGUCCUAUAAAAAUCCAUCCCUUAUGAAAUAUUCAUAAUACCCGUGGCCUUUUAAGUCCACACAGAUCUGGGUCAUCCUUCUCCUCUAUCUUGAUUCUCCUCCUCCUCCUCUUCUUCCUCUUCCUCCUUCUCUUCCUCCUCCCCCUCUCUCUCCCUCCUCUCUUCAAAACUCUGUGCCCCCCUUACUUUUUCACUAACCAAAUCACAGGCCUUGCCUUCUCUUGUGUCUGCCUUCACCUGCAAAUAGACAGCAAUCCCCCCCCACACACACACACUGGGAGGGAAACUAUGUAAAGUGUUACAUAUGCUAAUUAGCUUGGUUGUAGAAAUCCACAGUAUAUAUCUGUAUUGAAAUAUAUUGUAUAUACCCUUCAUAUAUACUAUAUAUAAAUUCAUCAGUUAUGCUUCAACAACACUAAAAAGUUUCAAGGUGAACCCAAUAUUAAAUAUAAACUUAAUUAAACCCAAAUCUCUCAAUGGCUUACAGAUAUUGGGUGGCCAUUGUUGCAAAUUCUGGGUUCUAUAUUAUACUUUUCACUGUCCUUGUUGUUCUUCCAUCCCUCCUAUCCUGCUUUAAGUGUGCUAUACCAAAAAGACAACAGGAAUGGAGCCAGCUCCAGCCCAAAAGCCAGCUCCACCCUUAUUGGUGACGUCAGCUUUAGGGCUGGAGAGAUGGCUCAGAGGUUAAGAACACUGAGAUCUUCCAGAGGUCCUACGUUCAAUUACUUGCUGGUUCCCUUUUUUCUCAGGACCCGCUCUAUGUUUUAUAGCUCACACAGGCUUAUCCCCCUUCUGUCAAGCACAGGCACAGAGUGCACAGGCAUCCAGGGCCCCUAAAAAGGUUUAAGGCUGGGGUCUCCUGAGGCUCUAACCAGUCUUUCCCUGAGUUGGGAGGUGAGUUUCCAGAGAGCAGGGCCCCACACCUAGAUGACUGGACAGGAGAGGCCCCAAGUGGACAGAUGCAUCCCUCACCAGAGCUUAGAAAAGACUCCUAGUCACUCAUUUUGCUCAGUAAAUGGCUAUCCUUCUUGCCAGGAGAAGUGCUGGCUCCUGGUCUGAACAGAUGUAGUCUCUAGGUUGUGAAGACUGACUAUUCUGCCACACUCAGCCCACUGAGAAGCAACAACCACUCCCUUCCAUGCACCUUAGGGCACUCAGUGCAGAUACCUAUGGGUUCUCUUCACCACAGACGGAGGCCAAGAAACUGGCUCCUGACCCCACAGGGAAUCCACACAGACUGGGACUUCAACGCCAGGUAGAGAACAUCACCAAAUUUACCAGCAGGCUCUUUUAGCAGGUCUCAACAAUAAUUUGGUUAAGGUUUAGAUAAGGAUAGUAGACAAAAAAAUUGAUAAAAGUCCAGUGACAUUUUUUGAACAGGUCAUAAAGGUUAUAUGUGUAAGGCUAUACACACAUAGACCCUGAGAAAACAGCACAUUUUAGCACGGGCUUUCAUCAAUUAGUUAGUGCUGAACAUUAAGAAGAACUUACAGAUUCAAAAAAGAUUAAGAAAAAAGUCAUUAAAAGAUGUAAUGAAAGUUUCAGGGAGAGUACAGAAGAGUGCAGAUUAAGACAAGAAAGACACUAAAUAGAGAUUUUGUUAGAGUCCUUCUAGCCAACAAAGCCUCAGAUCCAGGAGACCAAGCUUCAAAAAAUUGCUAGGCAAGUAGUAGAUAAAGGGAUCUUGACCAAUACUCUAGGGCCACAGAAAUGGCCAGAAGCUUAUUUAUCACAAAACUGGGCCCUGUGGCAGCAGAAUAGCCACAUUGCCUGUGUAUUAUUGUAGCAUGACACUGUUGAUUAAAGAUACAGAUAAAUUAACUUUGGGACAAAAUUUCAUUGUGAUUACCCCCCAUGCAAUUAAAGGGGUAUACUGCCUUCUGAUUGAUGACUCAGCAAUGCCUAAAUGAUUCAUUAUCAGACUUUACUAAUCAACCCUGCUAAGUUAUUUAUUUUCC
Molecule: messenger RNA, 3934 nt
Organism: Rattus norvegicus (Norway rat)
Lineage: Eukaryota; Metazoa; Chordata; Mammalia; Rodentia; Muridae
Product: RGD1559600
Source: RefSeq, a predicted model, not a curated record